This is a messenger RNA of Notothenia coriiceps (black rockcod), 681 nucleotides long. Its product is annotated as zinc finger with UFM1-specific peptidase domain protein-like. Bases 4 to 681 code for a protein of 225 amino acids. The transcript is spliced from 3 exons. Lineage: Eukaryota; Metazoa; Chordata; Actinopteri; Perciformes; Nototheniidae. The record is from RefSeq and is a predicted model, not a curated record.
GCCAUGCUGACCUGUGCCUUCUGUGGGGAAGAGAUGAUGUUGGAGGAGGACAUGAAGACACAUCUCCUUCUCAGCCACAUGGAGAAUGCCUCUCGCUGCCCGCUCUGCUCCCUGUCAGGAGUGUCCUACGACGAGCUGAGCUUCCACAUCAGCUCUGCACAUCCAGAGACGCAGCUCGGAGCGCAGGACCCCCCCCACAUCACACCCCCUGCAGGCCGCUCUGCUGCAGCUAACACUCAGAGCCACAAAACCCCUCCCUCCUGCUGGGCUCAGGACAGCUGUGAUACAGAUGCUGAGGCAACACACUGUACUGACACUAUAGACUGCCAUAAACAAGACAUUACAUCCAAGAGUCAGGCUUCAUCAACUGGGGAGACCGCAACAAUUCAGAGCCCUAGAAGAAGGCAAAAGGCUGUGGCGCUCUCUAAUAACAACAAUAAGGGAUUUAAAUCUGAGCACAGCAAAGCCAAACAGAAGCGGCUGUCUUCAAAGAGAGAGGAGGAGCUGUUCUCGUGCCCCAUGUGUCCUCAGGUGUGCAACAGCUGUGAGAUGCUGCAGGAGCAUGUAGAGCUCCACCUGCAGGAGCAGCACUCAGCUGGAGGGUCAGCACAGGAGGCGUGUUCACCAGCCAUAACAUCACCAUCAGCCCUCCGUCUCUCAGGUGUGUGUCCUCCCCUCUGA